GUUUUUGUUGUUGGUGAAAGGUGAGGGGAACAGCUGAUCCGUCUGUUGGGUAAGAAACUUGGCCUAAUUGGGGGCGAUCUUAUGGGAGGGGAGGGUCACCCCACUUUCCAGUUUGGGGAAGGAUAACGUAAGGGAACUGUCGAAGGGGAAUACAGGAGCGUUUGGGUUGUAACCCUUUCCGUACUGGAGAAGCCACCCCCGCUGUUUGGGGAGUUCUUGGUUUCAAGGGGACUCUGAUUGGGGGUGGGGGGCGCCCCCUCGUCGUCCUCUCCUUCUUCUCAAUGCGUCUCUAUAAAGCUGAUCCCUUCAAGGGAGCUGAAAUCUGCUUAUUCGCUCCCAGGCAAGACGUGUCCCCUACACGUCUUCCCUCUCUCCCCUACGCAAAUCCAAAGGCCUUUACGACGCUGAAUCCCUGGGGAGGAAGGGGGACCUUCCAAGGUGUAGAAUGUCAAGGAACUCUAGAGCCCUACAGAGUAGGGGAUGGGACACCCGCUCUCCGCCCCAUCAUGUGAACAUCUGAAUCAGGCUACACACCUACAUCUUAGGUGCCCAAAACUUUCUUUCGGACAUGAAGAACGUUUACAGCUGUUACGGAUUUUCUUUGUGGGGUGUAUUUUAGGGUUCUCCAGGUAUAUCUUUGGGGACAAUUUACCCCCACCCUUAGAAAGCUGGAAGAAUUGCAUUUGGAGAAAACAUGGAUUAGUUUCAACCAGGAAUUUUUCAGGGAGAUGAACAUUAAAAAAAACUUUUUGUUCUACCUAUUUGGGGGACAGAAGUUGCUCCUUUUUGUGUUGCUGGCUCACCUUUAUCCACUGAGUUUCUGUUUUCUUUUAAAGUUCCUGUCCCCUGGACUUCAGCCUGGUGUGGGUUUGUGAUGUUUGGGGGCGUGCAUAUGACUAGUGACAAUGGCUGGUUGGACAUGUCAGCUGUGAGUGACACAGGAAAUAGAUUAGUGGGCUGGAAAGGAGUGAUGAAUAAGAGGGCCAUCUCACAGCCCUGGACUGAGGAGUUCUUUUGAUCGUUAUUAUUGUUAUCUGUCCUCACCCCACCCUCAUAUUUUCCAAUUAACUCUCCCCAGCUAACUUGGAACACCCCUUCCUCUCAACCCCAUCCUGUAGUGUGUCUCCAGCUACCAAUACAAACAGAUGGAAGGAUGGAGGCUGAGGGGAGCAGAGAGAAAAUGAGGAGAGAAAUACUAAAGUGAAACCAGUAGGUUUCUAGUCCUGCUGCAGGCACAGUCUGGAGAGAAGAAUAGAUUAGUUGCUGCUUUCUGAUGUCAUAACUCAUUCCUGGAUACAGCUGGGUCAACAAGCUUAGGAGUAGGAGGACAGAUAUCUCAAGGCCAGGAUGGAAGAAUCACCACUAAGCCGGGCACCAUCCCGUGGUGGAGUCAACUUUCUCAAUGUAGCCCGGACCUACAUCCCCAACACCAAGGUGGAAUGUCACUACACCCUUCCCCCAGGCACCAUGCCCAGUGCCAGUGACUGGAUUGGCAUCUUCAAGGUGGAGGCUGCCUGUGUUCGGGAUUACCACACAUUUGUGUGGUCUUCCGUGCCUGAAAGUACAACUGAUGGUUCCCCCAUUCACACCAGUGUCCAGUUCCAAGCCAGCUACCUGCCCAAACCAGGAGCUCAGCUCUACCAGUUCCGAUAUGUGAACCGCCAGGGCCAGGUGUGUGGGCAGAGCCCCCCUUUCCAGUUCCGAGAGCCAAGGCCCAUGGAUGAACUGGUGACCCUGGAGGAGGCUGAUGGGGGCUCUGACAUCCUGCUGGUUGUCCCCAAGGCAACUGUGUUACAGAACCAGCUCGAUGAGAGCCAGCAAGAACGGAAUGACCUGAUGCAGCUGAAGCUACAGCUGGAGGGACAGGUGACAGAGCUGAGGAGCCGAGUGCAGGAGCUCGAGAGGGCUCUGGCAACUGCCAGGCAGGAGCACACGGAGCUGAUGGAACAGUACAAGGGGAUUUCCCGGUCCCAUGGGGAGAUCACAGAAGAGAGGGACAUCCUGAGCCGGCAACAGGGAGACCAUGUGGCACGCAUCCUGGAGCUAGAGGAUGACAUCCAGACCAUCAGUGAGAAAGUGCUGACGAAGGAAGUGGAGCUGGACAGGCUUAGAGACACAGUGAAGGCCCUGACUCGGGAACAAGAGAAGCUCCUUGGGCAACUGAAAGAAGUACAAGCAGACAAGGAGCAAAGUGAGGCUGAGCUCCAAGUGGCACAACAGGAGAACCAUCACUUAAAUUUGGACCUGAAGGAGGCGAAGAGCUGGCAAGAGGAGCAGAGUGCUCAGGCUCAGCGACUGAAAGACAAGGUGGCCCAGAUGAAGGACACCCUAGGCCAGGCCCAGCAGCGGGUGGCCGAGCUGGAGCCCUUGAAGGAGCAGCUUCGAGGGGCCCAGGAGCUUGCAGCCUCAAGCCAGCAGAAAGCCACCCUUCUUGGGGAGGAGUUGGCCAGUGCAGCAGCAGCCAGGGACCGCACCAUAGCCGAACUACACCGCAGCCGCCUGGAAGUGGCUGAAGUUAACGGCAGGCUGGCUGAGCUCGGUUUGCACUUGAAGGAAGAAAAAUGCCAAUGGAGCAAGGAGCGGGCAGGGCUGCUGCAGAGUGUGGAGGCAGAGAAGGACAAGAUCCUGAAGCUGAGUGCAGAGAUACUUCGAUUGGAGAAGGCAGUUCAGGAGGAGAGGACCCAAAACCAAGUGUUCAAGACUGAGCUGGCCCGGGAGAAGGAUUCUAGCCUGGUACAGUUGUCAGAAAGUAAGCGGGAGCUGACAGAGCUGCGGUCAGCCCUGCGUGUGCUCCAGAAGGAAAAGGAGCAGUUACAGGAGGAGAAACAGGAAUUGCUAGAGUACAUGAGAAAGCUAGAGGCCCGCCUGGAGAAGGUGGCAGAUGAGAAGUGGAAUGAGGAUGCCACCACAGAGGAUGAGGAGGCCGCUGUGGGGCUGAGCUGCCCGGCAGCUCUGACAGACUCAGAGGACGAGUCCCCAGAAGACAUGAGGCUCCCACCCUAUGGCCUUUGUGAGCGUGGAGACCCAGGCUCCUCUCCUGCUGGGCCUCGAGAGGCUUCUCCCCUUGUUGUCAUCAGCCAGCCGGCUCCCAUUUCUCCUCACCUCUCUGGGCCAGCUGAGGACAGUAGCUCUGACUCGGAGGCUGAAGAUGAGAAGUCAGUCCUGAUGGCAGCUGUGCAGAGUGGGGGUGAGGAGGCCAACUUACUGCUUCCUGAACUGGGCAGUGCCUUCUAUGACAUGGCCAGCACCAUCUUCUGCAGAGCCCAAAUUGCCCUGCUUCCCCUCUCUCCUGCCUCUACCCCUUCCCCAACCACCAGUGGCUUUACAGUGGGUACCCUGUCAGAAACCAGCACUGGGGGCCCUGCCACCCCCACAUGGAAGGAGUGUCCUAUCUGUAAGGAGCGCUUUCCUGCUGAGAGUGACAAGGAUGCCCUGGAGGACCACAUGGAUGGACACUUCUUUUUCAGCACCCAGGACCCCUUCACCUUUGAGUGAUCUUACUCCCUCGUACAUGCACAAAUACACACUCAUGCACACACACACUCACACACAUGCAUACACUUAGGUUUCAUGCCCAUUUUCUAUCACACUGGGCUCCAUGAUAUUCUGUUCCCUAAGAACUGCUUCUGUGUGCCCUGUUUUCAUCCCAAGAUUUCUCACUUCAUCCUCUCCUACCUGGCUCUUUUGUCCCAGGGAGGGGUCCUGUUCGGAAGCAGUGGCUGAAUUUAUCCCCUGAAAGUGGUUUUGGAGGAACCGGGAUGGAGGAGGCCUUCCCCUGUGGGAAUAGAAUCGUCCACUCCUAGCCCUGGUUGCUUCUGAUACACAGCCACUGCACACACACACUCACACUCACACUCCCUUGUCUGAUGCCCCAAAGCCAAUUCCUGGGGCACCCUACCCUCUCUUAUUUGGAGUUUCCGUUGGUUUACCUGAGUUUUCUCUGGGGUCUGCACAGAGGCAGCAGCAUGGACAUCAUGGCCUCUCAGGUCCCUUUUGGUUCUCAGUUUCAUUGGUUCCUCUUUCUGUUCCCCCAUUGACUUCUGUGCCCCACCCUAGCCUUUUCCAUAACCUUAGGUAUUCAGUUUGGAGGGGUUUUUUGUAUUUUUGAGGAUUCCUGUAUUCUGUAUCCUCUCCUCGCAUCUCCUCACAUGGAAAGAAAUAAUGUAUUUGUGCCUUCUGUGAGGAAUGGGGGGAACAAGUGGUCCCAGGUAUCCCCAUUUCCAAGGCCCCCCUCCCUCUCCAGGUCCCCCCACAGCAAUAAAAGCUUCCCCCUGAUAUCCAUCCCUUUGUAGUUUGAACAAAUAUAUUUAUAUGAUAUGUAUGACUGUUGUCACAAAAUGUGUUCUUAUCAUGAGGUGUGACUGGAACACAGGGCCCAGACCUCCAGCUCUUAGACCCUGGUGGAGGGAGGAGGGAAAGAGGGGACGCAUCCCUGCCUCAUGGCAGGGGAUGCUGGGCAGUUACUGUCCUGUCGUGCCUCCUGGUGUGCUGGCCAUGAGUGGGUUGUCUCAAGUGGGAGUCUGGCUUGGAUAAUGCGGCAGUUGGGGAGGGAGCAAACUCAUGGGUCCCUGUCACUUCUGCUCAGGGUUUAGUCCCAGGGUGGGUGCAUGCCAUGGAAAAGUGGGACAAGUUUCCCACUGCCGAGAACUUCACCCUUCAUAGCAGCCAUCACUGUACCUUAUGCCAAAGGACAGGCUUUAUUCCUGUCAAGAGCGUACACCUUUGAGUAUCUACUUAGUAAAAAAUGCCCUAAGCCUCAUACCUCUAAAGGCGAUUUUAUAUUCCUCCUGUUUCUGUUUCUGUUUCUUUCUCUGUUGCCAUCCCCUCAUACCUGUAUGCACACUCUGCCUCAACAGUCACAAAAACACAUUCAUCCACUCUAACCAGCUUCACAGGCUAGACAGACACAUACACAGCAUCGUAAAGCAUUUGUUAAGGACCUGCACGCUCACCAAGGCUCUCAGCAAUGGCCUGCACAAGCACAUGCCUACAACCCCCUCGUCCUCCAACCCAAUAGCUCCCUUCUCAGCUGCCCUCCUCUCCCUUCAGGGCCCCUGUGUGGACCACCCCCACCAUUCCCUUUCUCCAUUCACCUGAAAUGCUCCUGUCCACCCCCUUUCCAGCCCCACCUGGAUGACUUCUUACAUCGUUCCUUCUUCCCUCACGUCUCCGUCUCCUAGCAACCCCAUCCCGUUCCCUGAAUCCCUUCCAAGGAAAUUAGAGAUAAUGGAUCUCUCCUCUCUCCAUCCCAACCCCUCUUUAUUGAUCCUCCUUUAAUGAAAGUUAAUUAUAACAAUGAUUUAAUUAAUAGAAUCCCUCUCUUCCUUUAUUGCUUCCCGUAUUAAGACUAUUAAUAAAUACGAGCUGGGCUGACAGAGGCAUCCAUCACCCGCCUGGGAUUCCCCCCAUCCCUCCUUUUACCUUCCCCCCUCUCCCUCUCCCUCUCUUGGCCUAUAAACUUGCCGGGGUAGUGGGGGUUAAUCAGAGAGGAAUUAUGAGCCAACAUCCCCAGCAGGAGGUGCAUUUAAUGAAAUCAUGUGUGAUUUAUUUUCUGGGGGAGGUUGGGGCGAGAAGAAUCUGGGACCCACACCUCCUGGCUUCCAGUGAGUGGCUGCCUUGUGCAAAAAAGGAGAAUAGUAGACAAACAGGAACCCAGGCCCCUGCUCCCAUGCCACAGCCCCUGCCAAGCCGCACAUACACCCACAGGAGCCACAUGGCUAGCUGCACAAGGCCACUGAUACAGACACUGUCAGACUAAAAGCACUUAAGAGGACUGCGGUAUAGGUUUUGUUCUUUCCAACCUCGAAAACUUCACAUGGGUCCUUCUCACCUCCUUCCUUUCUCUCCAGCCCUGUUCUGCUUCACUGUCCCGAAUCUGCUUCAUACUCCCCUCCUCCAUGAAGCCCCCCAACCCCCCACCAGGCUCCUCAACAUGGAUAUCUAGAGUUUCUAGCUGCUCCUUUCUCUGCCCUUUGUGUGUCUUUCUGGCAUGCAAUUUGCAGUUUCAGACUGGGGGUGCCACAAAAUGUGGGGCCAUUUCUCUUCCUUACUCAUGGUUUGCCUAUCCCAGUAUCCAAAGCAUGGUCCCCGACACAGAGGGGGCUCAAGGAAGGGUAAUUGACGGCAUGGGCUGGGGGAAACCCAGGGGCAGCCAGCUUCCAAUUCUAGUUCUCUUUCCUACUCACUGAGGGGUAUUUGGCAACUCAGCCUUUCUACUUAUUUCUCUUCUAUAAUGGAUCAUCCCUUUCCUCCCUGCUCCCCAGCAUCCAUGCAAAAGCCGAUAGAUCUGAAUGGGCUUGAGACUCUAAUGUGAAAGGAGAUGUCAGCCAAGUAGCAGCAAAUAGGAACUCGCGUCAGUAUUUGGUGGUGAAAGAACGAAUCCAAACACACCACUCCCCCACUUAUCGAACCUCAAUGGCCACCUGUUACCUACAGGAAUGAGAAAUGUAGAUUGCUUAGUGUGCCAGUCAGGGUCUUCACCAUCUGUCCCAACUUGCCCUUCCAUUUCCCAUCUACCCUAAGGAACCCUGUACUCCAGUAUAACAGAACCAUUCCACAAAAACAUACACUACUUUCCUCCUAGCUCAAAGGAUACCACCUACAUGGAGCCUUACUUGACUGCCCUCAGUUAUCCUUUGACAUACCACGUAGAGCACUUUAUAAAAAGAUGCUACAUGUGUUUACAACUUUUUAUUCUCCCUAAACUGUAAGCAACUUGAAGGCAGAUUCUAUGCUUAUACAUCACUGUGUUCCUAAAAUCUAGUAUAGAGACUGGAACAUAGGACCAGUCCUCCAGAAAUAAUCUUUAAGUUAUUUUAAUGAAAUGUUUUAUACAUACAAAAUAAUAUAUGUAAUGAAUAAUAAAGUGAACAUCAUUGAGCUCACCAACUAGCUUCAAAUAAAUAUUACCAAUACCAUUAAA
This is a messenger RNA of Homo sapiens (human), 6922 nucleotides long. RefSeq names its product calcium binding and coiled-coil domain 1 (gene CALCOCO1). The transcript has 17 exons. Gene Ontology annotation, biological process: nuclear receptor-mediated steroid hormone signaling pathway; signal transduction; positive regulation of transcription by RNA polymerase II. Gene Ontology annotation, molecular function: chromatin binding; transcription coactivator activity. The record is from RefSeq and is a predicted model, not a curated record. Bases 1348 to 3495 code for a protein of 715 amino acids. Lineage: Eukaryota; Metazoa; Chordata; Mammalia; Primates; Hominidae. Gene Ontology annotation, cellular component: chromatin; cytoplasm; nucleus.